Oncorhynchus mykiss (rainbow trout) is the source of this 2244-nucleotide messenger RNA. RefSeq lists its product as uncharacterized. The record is from RefSeq and is a predicted model, not a curated record. Gene Ontology annotation, biological process: regulation of postsynaptic membrane neurotransmitter receptor levels; regulation of glutamate receptor signaling pathway. Lineage: Eukaryota; Metazoa; Chordata; Actinopteri; Salmoniformes; Salmonidae.
GAGUGCUGUUUUAAAUAGCGGGAGAGUGAGCUCAGGUGGCGACAUCGCCGCAAGGACACCUGUUGAGAACAUCUACUUCUCAGCGCAGCAUUAGCUUCUGGAACAGCUUGUUCAAGGAGAACCACAUAAAUCUUCCAAGUCACAAAAGUACAGGAAUGGACAAUAUCAGCAGACUGAUGUUCGCAGUUGUCAUGGCAAUGGCGUACAUGGCGAUGGGAGCCGAGGCACAGAACACCACAAUGGCUCCGAACUCCAAUGCUACUAUGGCCAACGUAACAAUGACACCCAACGUAACAAUGACAUCCAGCGUAACAACGACAUCCAGCGUAACAACGGCACCUGUCACAGCUCUCACGGUAAAUAUCUCAAGGGCGGACUGUAGAACGACUCAGCUCUGUGCUGCUCAGCCGGAAAACUGUGAUCCGGCCGUGGCUGGUUCCUGUUUCUUCGUCUCCAUCAUGAAGUCCUCGGUACAGACUUUCUCCUUCCAGCUACGAGGAGUGUCCAGUGGCUACAUCGCUGUAGGCUUGUCCAAAACUUCCACACGGGGUCAGAACGACACUACCUAUGUGUGCGCAAACAACAACAGAAAGGUGAAGUUCUUCACCGCUCUCCUCGACAAAGGAGUUCUGACCAUCAACAACAAGCUGCCGCCUGUGGACUCUGUGAAGGGCUCAGUCAACGGUCAGACCAUCCAGUGCACCUUCUCUGCUACUGUCCCCAACGCUACGGCCACCCGGAACAUCGACACCAGCUACUACCUCUCCAUCUCCAACGGGACUUUUAAUAGUGAAACAGAUACCCUAGAUUCUCCUCAGGCUAUUCUGAACAGUGAUAAAGCUGUGGACCUGACCGAACCCAUCACUACUGUGUUAAACUCUUUAAACUCUGCUCCCUCCGCCUUCUGCCUGUCUCAAGCUCUUCUGAUCCUGAUAGGUGUACUAGGUAUGAUGAUGCUGUAAUGCAGGUCUGAAGGAGAAGCACCAUGCAGUCAGGAAUCCUGUCUCCUUCUCUUUACUCAACUUGGCCAGGCUGCGUCCCUAAAUGACACCCUCUCCUUAAAUAUAGGUCUAUUUUCACUAUGUAGGGAAUAUGGUGCCAUUUUGGAGUCACUCUGGUACCUGAACAAAGGACUAUGUCAGAUCUGAAGUUAUAUGCAUAUAGAUCCAAUCAUGUUUUUCCACAUACUUAAUGAAACACCUUCUAGUUGGGGGUAGUAAGACAUUAACCAACAGAAUGGACCCAGUGAUACAAGUGAUACAAUGAUGAUACAAGGCCAAGUACUAACAUAUUGUGUUGAAAGUACUAACAUAUUGUGUUGAUAGACAAUGGUGAUACAAGGCCAAGUACUAACAUAUUGUGUUGAAAGUACUAACAUAUUGUGUUGAUAGACAAUGGUGAUACAAGGCCAAGUACUAACAUAUUGUGUUGAUAGAAAAUGGUGAUACAAGGCCAAGUACUAACAUAUUGUCUUGAUAGACAAUGGCUUAGAAAUAUAUAUAAAAACAUUCAACCUCAUAUUCAUCAUCUCCAGCAUCAGUCCAACAUCACCACUUACCUUCUAUCUGAAAACAACACAUCCUCCAUAUUCGUAUACCACCAUGUCAUCCCCUUUAUGUAACACAUCUAUUUGUGCAUAUGUUUAUGCUAUUUUAUCUCACGUUAUGAAGGAAGAUUUAUGUUUGUCUGUGUUUCUUGGUGGAUGUUUGUGAGUGCGAGUGUAUCAAAUCAAAUCAAAUCAAAUCUGUAUAUGUAUGUGUAUGUGUAUAAAUGUUUGUGUUCGCACACUUAACCCCCACUGGGCACAGACGUCAAUUCCACUUUGGUUCAACAUCAUUUCAUUUAAUUGAAAUGACGUGGGAACAUGGAUUCAACCCGUGUGUGCCCAGUGGGCCAUAGAUGAAGUCACAAGGGCUACGUUUAGACAGGCAGACUAUUUCUGAUCUCUUUUUAUCAGAUCUUUUUUCAGAGCUUAUCUGAUUGGUCAAAAGACAAAUGAGUGGAAAAUAACCACAGAAUUGGGCUGCCUGUCUAAACGCAGCAAAGGUGGCAGAAAUGGGAAUUUGUGGGUUAAUACUGUGUGUAUAUACUGUGUGUGUGUGUGAAGGCGUGCAUAAUGAUGAAGCCACUGGAUGGUGAACCUUUCUGAUUACCUUUUUAAAGUAUAUACAAUCAUGGAAAUAUUUUAUCAGACCAUUUUUAAAAUAAAAACUGUUAUUUACAAUAAAUAUAUGUUUGACUAUC